Messenger RNA from Tupaia belangeri chinensis (Chinese tree shrew), 708 nucleotides. RefSeq names its product rho-related GTP-binding protein RhoG. The record is from RefSeq and is a predicted model, not a curated record. The transcript has 2 exons. The coding region runs from base 102 to 677 and encodes 191 amino acids. Gene Ontology annotation, molecular function: GTP binding; GTPase activity. Gene Ontology annotation, biological process: small GTPase-mediated signal transduction. Lineage: Eukaryota; Metazoa; Chordata; Mammalia; Scandentia; Tupaiidae.
GGAGCCUGCCCAGCACAACGUGAGACGCCUGGGAGGCUCCGCCAGCAGCGGCUCAACUGCCCUGGAGAACGAUCAGACUUUGCCCGGACUCCAAGGGAAGAAUGCAGGCAAUCAAAUGUGUGGUUGUGGGAGAUGGGGCUGUAGGUAAGACCUGCCUUCUUAUCAGUUACACAACAAAUGCCUUUCCUGAGGAGUACAUUCCCACUGUCUUUGACAACUACAGCACCCAGACAUCUGUGGAUGGCCAAAUCGUCAGCCUGAACCUGUGGGACACUGCUGGCCAAGAGGAGUAUGAUCGCCUGAGAACACUCUCUUACCCACAGACCAAUAUCUUUGUCAUUUGUUUCUCCAUUGGCAACCCAUCGUCUUAUGCCAACGUGAGGCAUAAGUGGCACCCAGAGGUCUCCCAUCAUUGCCCCAACGUACCCGUCCUGCUGGUAGGCACCAAGAGGGAUCUGCGGAGUGAUCUUGAGACAGUGAAGAAGCUGAAGGAGCAGAGUCUAGUACCCACAACUCCUCAGCAAGGCACUUCCCUGGCUAAGCAGGUAGGGGCUGUGAAGUAUCUGGAAUGUUCAGCCCUGAUGCAGGAUGGGGUACAUGAAGUAUUUUCAGAAGCUGUCCGGGCUGUGCUUUAUCCUGCCACAAAGAAGAACACCAGGAAGUGUGUCCUCUUAUAGUGUCUGGGUGCUACUUGGGAUGGCAUCUAAG